AUGCCGACGCAACUUCCCGCCAAGAUGAAGGCGAUUCAGGUCAAAGAGUUCAACAAGCCGUACGAGCUCUCCGAGAUUGACGUCCCGACACCCAAGCCGCACCAGGUGCUCGUCAAGAUUCAAGCCGGCGGCUUCUGCCACACCGACUGCAUGGUCAUGGAGAAUGCCUUUGACUCGCCGCUGCCCGUCGUCGCCUCCCAUGAGCCGGCGGGUUUGGUGGUGAGUGUCGGCGCCGACGUUGCGGAAUUCAAGAAAGGUGACCGGGUGGGAUGCAUCAACUUUGACAGCUGCUGCGGCGAGUGUCCCGACUGCAAGGCCGGCCGCCCCAUCUACUGCGACAAACCGUCGAUGAAGGGCAUCAACGUCAACGGCGCCUGGUCCGAGUACAUGGUUGCCGAUGCUCGUUUUACGGUCAAGCUUCCCGAGUCCAUCAACUUCUCCACCGCCGCCUGCCUCAUGUGCGCCGGCAUCACCAUCUACGGCUCCAUCAAGCGCGCCAAUGUGCCCUCUGGGGGCUCCAUUGCCAUUGUAGGUAUUGGCGGCCUCGGGCACAUUGGCACACAACUCGCCAAAGCCAUGGGCUACAAGGUCGUUGCCGUCGACGUCAAGCAGAGCUCCCUCGACCUCGUCAACUCGUAUCGGUGGAAACCAGAUGUGAGCGUCCUCGCCACGGAGCCUGCCGAUGACGCCGUCCGCAAAAUCACUACCGUUGUAGAGGGGGCGUACCCGGGCGUCGACGCCGCCAUCCUGGCCACCGACGCGCCGCCCGCGUUUGACUUUGCCGCCGCCAUAACGAAAAAGCACGGCACGCUCGUCCUGGUUGGCCAGCCGGACAAGGGCAUUACGCUGUCGUACUUUAACGUCAUUUUCCGCGACCUCAAGCUCGUGGGGUCGCUGAUUGCGGACAAGAAGCGGGCCGAGGAGUUGGUGGCGCUGGUGGCCGAGGCGGGCAUCCAGGUCCAGAUCAAGGAGUGGCGGCCGGAGCAGGCCGAGGAGAUGCGCAAGGAGUACCUGACGGGCAAAGGUGAUGGCAAGAAUGUCAUUGUUUUUGCGUAG
Molecule: messenger RNA, 1056 nt
Organism: Akanthomyces muscarius
Lineage: Eukaryota; Fungi; Ascomycota; Sordariomycetes; Hypocreales; Cordycipitaceae
Exons: 4
Coding region: 1-1056 (351 amino acids)
Molecular function (GO): oxidoreductase activity
Source: RefSeq, a predicted model, not a curated record